Molecule: messenger RNA, 636 nt
Organism: Eremothecium cymbalariae DBVPG#7215
Lineage: Eukaryota; Fungi; Ascomycota; Saccharomycetes; Saccharomycetales; Saccharomycetaceae
Gene: UBC1
Product: E2 ubiquitin-conjugating protein UBC1
Exons: 1
Coding region: 1-636 (211 amino acids)
Molecular function (GO): protein binding
Source: RefSeq, a predicted model, not a curated record
AUGUCGAGAGCCAAGAGGUUGAUGAAGGAGAUUCAGUCUGUCAAAGAUGACCCAGAUGCCAAUAUUUCCUUAAGUUUUGUGAGUGAGUCUGAUAUUCACCAUUUGAAGGGAACCUUUUUGGGACCACCAGGAACCCCAUACCAUGGUGGAAAGUUUGUAGUUGAUAUCCAAGUCCCAUUAGAAUACCCGUUUAAACCACCAAAGAUGCAAUUUGAUACGAAAGUUUAUCACCCUAACAUAUCUUCAGUGACAGGAGCCAUCUGCUUAGACAUUUUAAAGAACUCCUGGUCACCUGUACUUACUUUGAAAACCUCUUUAAUUUCCUUACAAGCUUUGCUACAAUCCCCUGAACCAAAUGACCCUCAAGAUGCUGAAGUUGCCAAACAUUAUUUGAGUGAUAGAUCAUCUUUUGAUAAAACUGCCGCACUUUGGACAAAGACAUAUGCAUCGGGUGAAACUGGAAACGACGAAGAAGCACAACUAUAUGGUAUCGACAAGAGUCUAGUGGACAGUAUGGUAAACCAAGGGUUUUCGAAGGACAAAGUCGUUGAAGUCUUGAGGAGAUUAGGUAUCAAGUCUAUGGAUAGUGGCGACCACAAGAAAGCUAAUGUAAUUUUAGAAGAAUUAUUGAAGUGA